GCCUAUUGUUGUGUAUGGACAAGGAAGAAAUAUGACGAAUGUUAAUUAUCAUAAUGCGAGGAUUAAAGAAUGACCAUAAUAGAUGUAUCGUUGAACAAGGAUGUAAAAAUACCUUUUGAGGAAAACCUCGGAACGCAAUGAAUCAUAAAACGAGAGCAAAUGAUCAGAGCUUCAACCUAUCUACCACAACAAUACCGUCCUAUAGUGAGUUUGAACCUGGUCCCAAACAGUCUAGCUCUCCUUUGACACCGGAGUCUCCAAAACAGUUCCUUAACCAUGUUGACCGUGGGGUAUACGUCAUAAAAGACCUUUCCAAGGAUCCUGUGCCUUUAGUCGAAAGACUACCUUAUCCAACACCAACUCGUCCUCGAGAUAUUUCUUAUUCGGCACCAGACGACAGUCGCCUUACGGCCCCUGUACAGGAACAGGGUCAGCCAGAAUCUCCUCAUGUGUUUCUGAGCCCUGUAGAUAAAGGGGUCUUCAUUAUUAAUUCAACCUUAGAUUCUUCUCAGACGUCUAUUCCACAAAAUAAUGUCAAUAAUAUCAAAGAUGAUAGCAGCAAAAAGAAUUCAAAACGAGACAACAGAACCUCUAAUGAAGACGUCAACAACGAAAAUGAGGCUUCUCCCGAGGAAAGAAAACCUCCGGACAGACGCCAGAUUUUCGGUGUUGACGAGAACGAAGAGCGUGGUAACUGGACCGGGAGGCUGGACUUCCUGUUGUCCAUGUUGGGGUACUGUGUGGGUUUGGGGAACAUCUGGAGAUUUCCAUACCUCUGUUAUAGAAACGGAGGAGGGGCUUUUUUGUUACCUUUUAUUAUCAUGAUGUUUUUAGUUGGUAUUCCACUCUUUUAUCUGGAGGCAGCUUUAGGACAGUUCUGUAGUCGCGGGCCAACAACCUGCUGGGAGUUUGCUCCCUUAUUCAAAGGUCUAGGUAUAGCUAUGCUUAUCAUGUCUGGACUAACCAGUAUUUAUUACAACGUAUUAAUUACGUGGGCGGUGCUCUAUCUCUUCUCUUCCUUCACCAGUGAUCUCCCUUGGAGCACCUGUGAUAACAAAUGGAACACAAAAGAUUGUAGUUUGAAAUUACCAACAGUUAUUUGCUUACGAAAUGAACAAAAAUUUCCAAACGGGACAUGUUAUUCUCAGAACGUCUUCAAAGGAAUCUGGAAUGAAACUAUUUUCAGAAAUGUAACCGGAAGAAGACGCAUAUCUCCCACAGAGGAAUACUGGAACAACAAGUUCUUGAGUAUCAGCAGUGGUAUAGACAAUAUAGGGGAACCUAAAUACGAGCUAGCCCUUGGUUUGUUGUUUGCCUGGAUAUUAUGCUUUCUGUGUCUUCUGAAGGGAAUCAAAACUACAGGAAAGGUUGUAUAUGUAACAGCAAUCUUCCCGUAUAUAGUGCUAUUUAUAUUAUUUUUCCGUGGAAUUACCCUGGAUGGGGCUGGGAAUGGGAUCUAUUUUUAUAUUGUGCCAAAUUUUGAACGCCUGCUAGAUGCAAAGGUGUGGCGAGAUGCAGCUGUUCAGAUAUUUUACUCUAUGGGGCCUGGGUGGGGAGGCUUGAUUGCUUUGGCUAGCUACAAUCGAUUCCACAACAAUGUGUUCAGGGAUUCUAUCAUAGUAUCAAUAGGAGAUUGCGUCACGAGUAUUUUUGGCGGUUUUGUCAUCUUUGCUUUCCUAGGAUACAUGGCGUAUGAUAUGAAUGUGGAUGUAGAGGACGUGGUUACUAAUGGUGCAGGUCUGGCGUUCGUGGUAUACCCCGCGGCUGUAACUAGUCUUCCUCUCCCCACUCUCUGGUCCAUUCUCUUCUUUCUCAUGCUUAUCACUCUAGGAAUUGACAGUCAGUUUGCGAUGUUGGAGAGUGUUCUAACCGGAAUUAUUGACUACUUUCCAUUCUUACGUCCAAAGAAAACCUUAGUUAUCCUCAGUAUCUCCUUUGUCUUCUUUCUCCUGGGACUGCCAAUGACUACUCCGGGAGGAAUGUAUGUCCUACAAUUGAUGGACCAUUAUGUAGCCUCCUGGUCCCUCCUCAUCGUGGGUCUUGUAGAAAUCUUAGUCAUCAGUUACGUAUACGGAAUCAAUCGUUACUUGAAGGAUAUUGAGAUCAUGAUUGGGAGACCACCUUUCUUGUGCUGGAAAAUUUGUUGGAUGUUUGUUAGUCCGAUUAUUAUAUGUGUUAUAUUGCUGUUUGCAUGGAUAGACUAUUCUCCAGUCCAAUACGGUACCUAUUCGUAUCCAGAUUGGUCCGAGGCUCUGGGUUGGCUGAUGUCUUUUUUCUCAGUGAUAUUCAUUCCAAUUGUAAUGUUAUACAAAAUCAACAAAGAAGACGAGGCAAAGGGGGUGUGGGAGAAAAUCAAAUUGCUGUGUACACCAACUCGUGUGUGGGGUCCCGCCUUGGUACGCCACAGACAACUUGUGGAAUACGUAGAGGGAUUUGUAGCAGAUCCCGAGGGUGAAAGAGCGGGACACCAAUAUAUAAACUAUGGCUACGAUACAUCUAUGGCAAGCCAUUCUACUCCCGAUGUAUCCCGAUAUUCCUGGGCUUCCGGUCACACACAAACUUCCCAUGUUUCCUACGAGUCCGCAGUUUAAACAAUUGCUGUAACAAUGUUUAUUGCCCUCAACUCAAUACAUAGUCCCAGAAUAUAUCGAAAAUUGUGCAAUACGAUAUGUUAAGUAUGUUAUCAAAUACCUGAUUAUUCUCAUCUUCAAAAUAAUCAUCAUUUAAUUGUCAUAUAUAUGUACAUUUAUUAGUAGUUUUAUUGAUAUACAUGUACUCAUUUUGUAGGUCUUUUUUCAAUAUAGGUCACCAUGUUGACCAAAUUUUGUUUAACU
Saccostrea echinata is the source of this 2834-nucleotide messenger RNA. Its product is annotated as sodium- and chloride-dependent glycine transporter 1-like. NCBI's taxonomy places the organism in Eukaryota, Metazoa, Mollusca, Bivalvia, Ostreida, Ostreidae. The coding region runs from base 138 to 2591 and encodes 817 amino acids. The record is from RefSeq and is a predicted model, not a curated record. Gene Ontology annotation, cellular component: membrane. Gene Ontology annotation, biological process: sodium ion transmembrane transport. The transcript is spliced from 18 exons.